GAGAGGUUGCAUGGCUGCAGGACAGACAAUGAUUUCAUGUUAUUAAUUAUUACCAGGGGGAAAACUGAGAACCAGACAGAGGUCACUAUGACAACAGCUCCCCCGACAAUAUGACAGUAUAAAAACACUGUGUUCUAUAAUACUUUAUAACUUCACAGCACAGAGAAGACACAACCCACGGUAAGAUCUUCAUGGCCAGUUGUCAGGACUCCAGAGCACUCCCCGGACAUAGGGGAACUCUCCAUAAAACUGUCUCUGACACCAGCCCAUUUCGUCUCAGUGCUUGUGGGACACUGCAUGAAACUCUUGAGGAGGAGGAUAAUGAAGAGGAGGAUGUGUCCAGGACAGCACUGGAUUAUAUUCAGCAGCUGCACAGUGUUCUGGGUCAAGAAACAGCUGAAUAUUUCCUGAAUCCUCCACCGAUGGAUUUUCAAGUCAGCCCUUUCUUACAGAAAAUUCUGGAUGGGAUGGAAGACACCCUGGGGGCGGAAGAAUUGUGGAGAAUCCUGCAAGAGAAAUCCAAGCAGAAACUUCAAAAAGUUUACGGUGAGCUGAUCGGAGAAGACACGCUGAAUAUCAGCAGAGACUUGGCUCAGCGGCCGGUGAUGCAGAAGGUGUCCAGGAAACGCAAUAAUCUCAUCUACAUCAAACAAAUUCUGGAGACCCAGCAACGUCUAACCAACGUUCUGCUGUCCGAGAAUCCUUUGCCUGACGUGGAUGACAGCCAGGGGUUAGAGGGUCCCACGAGAUAUCUCCCGCAGACUAGAUCUGACCCAGUAAUAUAUUCUCAAAUAGCUAAAAUAGAUGCAAAGACUUCUGUUCAUUCAUAGUACAUUAGAAGAGCUUCAGGGUCAUUUCCUGGCUGAAGUAAAUUUAGAGACCUACAAACAGACAAGGGCUGUGUGUUUAAAUAAGUUAUAGAGAUUUUUUUUA
Molecule: messenger RNA, 933 nt
Organism: Pseudophryne corroboree (corroboree frog)
Lineage: Eukaryota; Metazoa; Chordata; Amphibia; Anura; Myobatrachidae
Exons: 5
Coding region: 192-830 (212 amino acids)
Source: RefSeq, a predicted model, not a curated record